UGUCCAGUUGUCUUACCGUGCAGGCCAUUCCACUCUUGUGCUCUCCCUCUAGUAGUCUAAACCAUAAAACGCUCACAGCAUCUGAAAUUCUCAAAGAGAAAAAGAAACGGCGUCAAUGGCACUUUCUUCCUCGCUAGCUGCUCAAUCUUCUUCCCACUAUCGUCACCAUGUUUUCCAACCCAAACGUUGUUUCUUGUCCAUAGACUCAGCGAAACAAACCCACCACAUUGCUCUUUCCCUCCAUUCUAGCACACCCAUUUCCAAGAAAGCUCUAAGGCUUAGCUCAGUUUGCUUUUCCAAGGAUAAUAAUAAAUCAAAAGCUGAUAUCCAACCCAAGGAAACUGGAUUGGACUGGCCAAUUUUGAAGCGAUGGGAUGUGCCCUGGGGUUGGCAAACGGUUUGCUUGACUCUACUUUUAUCAGGCUUAAGUUAUAUUUUGGCAGGGCAUACACUGUCAGUGGCUCUUCAUAAGCUAGGAAUUUGCCUUGAGGAACUGAGUUUGGACAAGCAGGCGGAGAUAACGUUCUUGUCUCAGGGCCUUUCCACUGCAGUUGCACUUGGAGUUGUGUAUGGCAUUGCAACGAGUUUCGACCACUUCCUGAAGACAUUUUUUGCUAUGAUUGGAGGGAACCCUUUAGUCGACAGAAAGGAUGGCUAUUGUGGGCAGGGAUUGGCUUUCUUGACUGGUGUUCUAGGUCGCUUGCUUCCACUAGUUGGAUCUUCAAGUAUCAGCACUGCUCACUUGGUGGGCAUCACUAGUGUCUUUGCUCCACUUCUUGAGGAGACCUUGUUUCGAGGGUUUUUAAUGGUGUCCCUAACUAAGUGGGUUCCUACACCAGUAGCUGUCAUUAUCAGUGCAGCUGUAUUUGCGCUUGCACAUCGCAGGUCUGCAAAAUUUCUGAUUCAGUUUGUUUUUGGUAGCAUGCUUCCCUUUAAAUAUAUGUAAAAGAUGUAGAAAUGUGUUCCACAUGACUAUAUUUUAAGUUCCCUUGAUCACAUUGUUUAAGCAUAUAACUUUGUUUAGAAUAUCAAAUUUAUUUCUCUCAGUAGAUAUCAAACUUGUCAAUCAACUAUUUAGAAACCAACAGUACAUUGUGCACCCUGCAGGGACUGCUUUGGGAUUAUUAUAUGCCAAAACCCGUAAUCUUCUAACGCCGAUCACAAUUCAUGCCAUUUGGAACUUGGGAGUACUAUUGCUUUUCA
Messenger RNA from Quercus lobata, 1203 nucleotides. RefSeq lists its product as uncharacterized. Gene Ontology annotation, molecular function: metalloendopeptidase activity. The record is from RefSeq and is a predicted model, not a curated record. The transcript is spliced from 8 exons. Gene Ontology annotation, cellular component: membrane. Lineage: Eukaryota; Viridiplantae; Streptophyta; Magnoliopsida; Fagales; Fagaceae. Bases 116 to 946 code for a protein of 276 amino acids. Gene Ontology annotation, biological process: CAAX-box protein processing.